AGUAUACUACAAGUACACUAGUUCAGAUAUGAAAAACAGACUUUUCAUUGAUAAUUUAUUAUCUUUAAGUUUAUCUUUUAACAUUGCAUUGGACUGUAUUAAAAUCUUUUUUCACUUUCAUUAAACAUACAUCUGUUUAUUUUAAGCACAAAGAGUGUACACUAAUUCAGCUAUAAAGAACAGAUCUUUUGUUUUCUAAUCUCUGAUUCAAUCUGUCACUAUCUGUUUGAUAAUGUUCAUUAAGAUACUUGGUAAAUUUGAUUUCAAUAAUCGCUAUGUCAUACAACGUACGAUAAGAGAGAUGAAAUAGAGAUAAAAUAGAUAAGAUAGAUAAACAAAAACUCUACCCUAAAAUUAGAAUCAAGUUUAGAAAAAAAGGAUCAUUCUCGAAAUUGAAAUAAUUUUAAUAUAUCUGCUCCGACAUGGCAAACACUGGCCUAUUAGUUUUAACAAAUCCUGCAAAAAUGAAACGAUUGCUAUGUGUAAUUCAGAGGCACGUUUUAAAAACAUUGUAUAUCCAAUAUCUUCCAGAAAAUAUUUUUGCAGGAAGUUAUAAUACUGCCACGUUACAACGUGGGAAAGGCCCUGAAUAUUCUAAAAAAAUUGUUGACAUAUAUAUAAAUACUUCUCCUAUUGCCUCUUGCAUUGAUAUUCGUGUUUUGUUGACCAACUUAAAACAUUCUGAUAGAUCUAUUAUAAACACCAAAAAACCUAUAGAAGUGGUGAUCUUCGAUCAGAAGUGCAGUAAAGAACAGGCUGAUACAUUCAUUCAGGAUUAUUUAGUCAAUAAAUCGCUGGACUAUAGCUUUGUUAAUUAUAAUCAUAGUUCAGAUCCAAAUUAUUGCAAGAAUAUAGAACAUGACAUUCAGAAUAUAAAAACUUACAAGAAUGUGGUAUUAGGUGGCACAUUUGAUAGGUUGCACAAUGGUCACAAAAUCUUAUUAAGUGAGGCUGCUCUGCGUUGUACAGAAAAACUUACUGUUGGUGUAACAGAUACAAAUAUGCUUUCUGGUAAAAUACUGUGGGAACUUAUACAACCAUGUACGCAGAGAAUAAAAGCAGUCAAAGAGUUUUUAAAAGAUGUAGAUUCGUCAAUAACAUAUAAUAUCGUUCCUAUCAAUGAUAUGUAUGGACCUACUAAAGAGGAUCCAUCAUUGGAGAUGCUUGUUGUGAGCCAAGAAACAAGACGUGGGGGUGAUAAAGUCAAUGAAUUACGUUUACAAAAAAAUUUAAACAAAUUAGACAUCCAUACAGUAGAAUUAGCUAUUGAUGAGGGCCAUAAUGAACAUGAAGAGGCUAAAAUUAGUUCUAGCAAUCAUAGAAUGCGUUUACUUGGCACGAGGAUUCAACCUCCUAGAGAAAAUAGGAUGAUAAGACCUUAUAUUAUUGGUUUGACGGGUGGUAUCGCAAGUGGAAAAUCUUCAGUUGCUAAAAAAAUGCAACAACUCGGCGCUGGUCUUGUAAAUUGUGAUAAGUUAGCACACGAUUUAUAUUUGCCUGGGAAAGAUUGCUUUCAUAAAAUAGUUGAACAUUUUGGUUCUUCUAUUCUCAAUUCCGAUGGAUUUAUAAAUAGAAAAAUGCUUGGUGACAUAGUGUUUAAUGACAAAGAACAAUUGGAAAAAUUGAAUAAAUUAAUUUGGCCUUUACUUCUGCAAGCAGCUAAAAUAGAAAUAGAAAAUCUUAAUUCCAAGGGUUAUGAUAUUAUUGUAUUGGAAGCAGCAAUUUUAAUUCAAGCUAAAUGGCAGAAUGAAUGUAGUGAAAUUUGGACUUGUAUUAUUCCACAAAAUGAGGCUAUAAAACGAGUUAUGGAUAGAAAUGGAUUAUCUGAAAAAGCAGCAAAAUUACGAAUUGAUAUGCAACCAAGUAAUACAGAACAAGUUAAGGAAGCCAAUGUUGUUAUAUGUACUUCAUGGAGUCAUGAAGAAACGUUAAUACAAGUGGAAAGAGCAUGGAGAGAACUAAUAAAAGAUUUGAAUAAGAAACAAGAAACAAUUUGUUCUCAUAUAUAACAUUCAAUUAUUUUGUAUUAUACAAUUUAUAAUUAGAAUAUUGUUAUAUUAAUGAGAAAAAUAUAAAUAAUGCAUUUUUGUUUAUAUAAAUAAUUAUAAUACAGGGACAGAUAUUGGUAAUAAAAGAAUCCUAUUUUUUAU
Pogonomyrmex barbatus (red harvester ant) is the source of this 2150-nucleotide messenger RNA. RefSeq names its product Bifunctional Phosphopantetheine adenylyltransferase - Dephospho-CoA kinase (gene Ppat-Dpck). The record is from RefSeq and is a predicted model, not a curated record. NCBI's taxonomy places the organism in Eukaryota, Metazoa, Arthropoda, Insecta, Hymenoptera, Formicidae. Gene Ontology annotation, molecular function: ATP binding; dephospho-CoA kinase activity. Gene Ontology annotation, biological process: coenzyme A biosynthetic process.